CGUCGAAUCAGAUCUAAAAAUGCUGCGUUCAAUGUCCCACUCAUUCCUAUCAUUCUUCUAGUGAAAUCUACAACACCACUCCCUUGUAUUUUUGACCAGUGACUCCACUCUAGAGGCUGUUUAUUUUGCUGCGGGCGGCUGCGGACAGCAGUGGACAAACCUGCGGGGAGCAUUUAAUUAACGGCGCUUCUCUACCGGAAGUACACCUGGCAGGCGCCCUACUUUUAAAAAGACACUACUUUUAAAAAAGUACGCGUACUUCUCCGCUUCAAUGACGACGUUCGCUCAAUGCACAUGUCGCCAAAUAUGAUGGAACUUAGGAGAGAGAAGACGUCAUUAUAGUCAUUAUUUGUCGUCUUAAAGGAGAGAGACGAGGAUUAGCUCGGUUAUGGUGUGACGAACAACACUGAGCUGCUCGCCGGCGAUCACAACAUCCGCAGGGUUAUCGUCGGGGAGCCAGCUGUCUAUCUGCCUGCUGCACUUGCACACUAUCGUCCAAUUUAAGCCAAGUGGAUUUCCUCCGAACAGAUGCUUCUUUCUGGAUACUUUAGAGAAGUUUUCUCUUUGCACUCCCGACACUACCUCAACAGCCGGUCUGCGGGCCCCGUAACCAUGACGACAGGAGGGUGCUGUCACCAAUUGCCCGGCUCGCCGUGCGACUGUGCAAACAGCGCAGAGGCUUGGAAGAGUUUGGAGGAAGGAGGCGGGUGCCCAACACGCUGCGCCAGUCAGGUCACGGCCGUAGACGGAGUGCUGCUCUCCUCCGUGCUCAAACCCACGCAAAGCGAUGGUCCCAUGUGUCGAAUAUGUCACGACGGAGGCUGCGGCGAGAACCUCCUGUCCCCGUGCGGCUGCACCGGCACCCUGGGCAUGGUCCACAAGAGCUGCUUGGAGCAGUGGCUGUCGUCUUCCAACACCAGCUACUGUGAGCUCUGCCACACCAAGUUCAGCAUCGAACGCCAGCUCAGGUCCUUCAAAGAGUGGCUGGAGGACCCCGGCUCCAGCAACGACAAGAGGAUGCUGUGUUGCGACACCUUGUGCUUCCUGUUCGUCACGCCGCUCGCCGCCAUUUCCGGCUGGUUGUGCCUGCAGGGAGCGCAGGACCAUCUUAAUUCGGGCAGUUGGCUACAGGCUCUGGGUCUGAUAAUGCUCACCAUUGUCCUCUUCACCAUCUACAUGCUCUGGAUCCUGGUGUCUCUGCGCUACCACUAUCAACUCUACUUCGAGUGGAGGCGAAAAGACCAGAAAGUGUCCCUGAUCUUUCCCGAUGCUCAGGAGUGCGUCUCUACCCAGCAUGCCUUGCUCCCCACCACAUCCUCAAAGAUGUCUGCUGAUGAGAGUUUAGUAUGAGAAGAAGACUGAGCACUGCUGGAAAUAUGACAUCCACAGGCUCUCAAAGUGAACUUUUCCACGAAGUCACAAGCUUUGUCAUCAUGGAUGGGAAAGACGCUGACAUAUUGCUACAUCCAUGCAGCACAAGCACUUUUUUUUUUUUUUUUUUUUUUUUUUUAAAAAGCAAUGCUUGAAGCUUUUUAUAAAAACUUAGAAGAUAGUGUUUCCUGUUUUUACACAGUGACUCCCUAAAAAGCAGCUGCGUGCCUUCACAUAAAGGUGACGCUGAAGGGCGGCGCCUAUGAUGUCAUCACUGUGUUGAGUCAUCUCUCACACCCACAGUCAGAACACAAUCUUUUAUAGACAUUUACAAAAAGGAAAUAAUUGUGGGUUGUUCUUUUGGUUCACUUCAUUUAAAAGGUGAUUAGUGUCCCUGCGGCUCAAAGUAAAAGCACUAUUCUAUGAAA
Nerophis ophidion (straightnose pipefish) is the source of this 1799-nucleotide messenger RNA. RefSeq names its product E3 ubiquitin-protein ligase MARCHF2-like. The transcript is spliced from 7 exons. Gene Ontology annotation, molecular function: zinc ion binding; ubiquitin-protein transferase activity. Bases 529 to 1350 code for a protein of 273 amino acids. The record is from RefSeq and is a predicted model, not a curated record. NCBI's taxonomy places the organism in Eukaryota, Metazoa, Chordata, Actinopteri, Syngnathiformes, Syngnathidae. Gene Ontology annotation, biological process: protein ubiquitination.